AUGGUCACAAUUGGGGACACUCUGUCCCCAGAAGUGAAGAGCGAUUUGAAGCAAUUGUUAAAAAGAAAUGCAGACAUCUUCGCUUUCGAGCACUCCGAUAUGACGGGAGUCCCCCGCGAUAAAGCGGAACAUAAGCUCGCCACACUCCCAGGCGUUAAGCCAGUCGCUCAGGGUAAACGCAGCAUGGCCCCGGACCGCCGGGCGGCGGUCGUUAAGGAAGUACGCAAGUUAGUGGAAGCUGGAAUUCUCAGGGAAACGCAGUACCAUACUUGGGUGUCCAACCCGGUCAUGGUAAAGAAACCAGAUGGCACAUGGCGAAUGUGCAUCGAUUUCAAAGACCUAAACAAGGCGUGUCCAAAAGACGCGUACCCGUUGCCCGAGAUUGAUUUAAAGGUCGAUUCCCUGGUACCCUAUCGAUUCAAGUGUUUCCUAGACGCGUAUAAAGGGUACCACCAAAUCAAAAUGUCCAAAGAAGACGAAGAGAAAACGGCGUUCCACACUGACGUUGGCAUCUUCUGUUACACCAAAAUGCCUUUCGGGCUACGAAACGCAGGGGCUACCUACCAGAGGCUCAUGGACAAGGUGUUCGAAACACAGAUCGGGCGAAAUUUGGAAGUUUAUGUAGACGACCUCGUAAUCAAAAGCAGCGAAGAAAAACAAAUGUUGGCAGAUAUAGAGGAAACUUUCCAGCGACUCAGAGAGUACAACAUAAAGUUAAAUCCAAAGAAGUGUUCGUUUGGGGUGGAAGAGGGGAAGUUCCUGGGGGUAGUAGUCACCCGAGACGGUUUUAAAGCUAACCCGGAAAAAGUAUCCGCCAUAUCGCGAAUGCCUUCUCCCCGAACGCUGAAGGAAGCCCAAGCUAUAAAUGGACGACUGGUAGCAAUUAACAGGUUCUUAGCAAGGCAUGCUGAAAAGUCAUUGCCAUUCAUAAAAACGCUAAAAGAUUGCCUCGACAAGAAGAAUUUCAAAUGGACCAGCGGAGCGGAACAGGCUCUGCAGGAAAUGAAGCGUUUUAUAGAAAGGUUACCCACGUUGACCGCGCCUAGACCCGGAGAAAUGCUAAAAAUGUAUUUAGCGGCAGCUCACACGGCGGUGAGCGCCGUGCUUAUGGUUGAACGAGAAGGGAAACAAACACCAAUAUACUACAUAAGCCGGGUGUUAGCGGGGCCUGAAACGCGCUAUCCUACACUGGAAAAGCUAGUUUUAGCAUUAGUGCACGCCACGAGGCGAUUAAGAAGGUACUUUCAGGCACACCGUGUACAAAUCUUAACCAACUAUCCGCUACAGCAGGUCUUGCACAAACCAGAGGUCUCGGGCAGGUUGGCUAAAUGGGCCAUCGAGCUAGGGGCCCUAGAUAUCGAAUAUCAGAAGCGAACGGCAGUUAAGGGGCAAGUGAUUGCUGAUUUCUUAGCCGAAAUACCAGAAGGGGAGGUCGUUACGGACCCGGUCAUCCAGGAUAUACCAGAGUCCAGCACUGCGAGGCAGACUUGGAAGUUAUACACGGAUGGAUCAUCUAGUGGAAAGGGGUCCGGUGCAGGCCUAAUGCUGAUAAGUCCAGAUCAAGUCAGGCUAAUGUACGCCUUACGUUUUGACUUCGAGUGCUCUAAUAACGAAGCGGAAUACGAGGCAUUAUUGGCAGGGUUACGGAUGGCAAAAUCCAUGGGGGCAGCCAGGGUAGACGCGUACGUCGACUCGCUGCUGGUCAACAAUCAGGUCAACGAAACGUACGAAGCCAAAGACGAGGCGAUGGCAAAAUACCUGGCAAAAACUAAAGAACUCAUGGAUUCCUUCGACAAGGUCACACUCAACCAUGUGCACAGAGGGAAAAAUCAAAUAGCAGACGCCCUAAGCAAACUCGCUACCUCAGGCAUGGAAAAGGAAGUCAAAGUCGAAACGUUGCAGACACCUUCAAUAGAACCGCGGAGUGUUUCCGCUGUCACAACGGAAGAACCUUGCUGGUAUACUCCGAUUCUACGCUUUCUCGUAACAGGUGAAUUACCUCCCGCCAAGGGCGAGGCGCAAAAGAUACAAACGAAAGCGCUGCAAUAUGAAGUCAACGAUGAGGCAAAGUACCUCAUCGGAGAGAUUCACGCGGGUAUAUGCGGCAUACACGCCGGACCUAGAGCAGUGGUGGCCAAAAUCCAUAACGCAGGAUAUUACUGGCCCGGGAUGCAUGAAGACGCUGUAACGGAACUGCGAAAAUGCCGCAGUUGCCAAAAGUUUGCUCCUCAGACGAUACGGCCCAAAAACAGCCUGAUACCGGUAACAGCAGCGUGGCCUUUUCAGAAAUGGGCUGUGGAUAUCGUAGGACCUUUCCCGCCGGCCCCCGGAAAAUUGAAGUACAUAAUUGUGGCGGUCGAUUACUUCACCAAAUGGGUGGAAGCAAAACCUUUGGCCAAGAUAACGGCGGAAAACGCCAAAAAAUUCCUCUGGGAGCACAUCGUGUGCAGGUUCGGGUUACCGCUCUACCUGGUAAGCGACAAUGGGACACAGUUCACAGAUAGAAUUUUCCAGGGAUGGUGCACUGACCUCCACAUCCAGCAGAUUUUCACGUCGGUUGCACACCCACAGGGUAACGGACAGGUGGAGCGGGCGAAUAGGAGUUUGCUAGAAGGAAUCAAAAAGCGACUGGGGCACGAGGGAAGCUCGUGGGUGGAAGAAUUGCCACAUGUACUUUGGGCGCAUAGAACAAUGCCCAAAACUAGCAACAACGAAACCCCAUUCAGCCUCACCUACGGAAUGGAGGCAAUGAUACCCGCUGAAGCGGGGUUACCAUCAUUACGCCGUCUAAGCAUAGGGAAUAUCAACGACCAAUCGCUGAGAGAAGGUUUAGAUCUGUUGGAAGAAAGGCGUGAGGCGGCCGCCAUCAGCGAAGCACGAUACAAGAAAACGUUGGAAAAAUAUUACAACAAACGGGUGGCUAAACUAAGUUUCAAGGCGGGCGAUUACGUCAUGCGUGACAACGAAGCAAGUCGGAUGGAACCUUCGGGAAAGCUGGGUCCCAACUGGGAAGACCCUUACGUCAUUCAAGAAGACCUGGGUAAAGGGGCCUAUCGCCUAUCCCGACUAGAUGGCACGCCAGUCCCGCGCAGUUGGAACAUCGCCCAGUUGAAGAAAUGCUACCUGUAA
This is a messenger RNA of Helianthus annuus (common sunflower), 3129 nucleotides long. RefSeq lists its product as uncharacterized. The coding region runs from base 1 to 3129 and encodes 1042 amino acids. Gene Ontology annotation, molecular function: nucleic acid binding; RNA-DNA hybrid ribonuclease activity. Gene Ontology annotation, biological process: DNA integration. The transcript is spliced from 2 exons. Lineage: Eukaryota; Viridiplantae; Streptophyta; Magnoliopsida; Asterales; Asteraceae. The record is from RefSeq and is a predicted model, not a curated record.